Messenger RNA from Chenopodium quinoa (quinoa), 2832 nucleotides. Its product is annotated as WEB family protein At5g55860-like. Lineage: Eukaryota; Viridiplantae; Streptophyta; Magnoliopsida; Caryophyllales; Amaranthaceae. The transcript has 3 exons. The record is from RefSeq and is a predicted model, not a curated record. Bases 522 to 2522 code for a protein of 666 amino acids.
AACAAAAUAGUCUGCUUUUUAAAACAACUUUUUCCAUAUUCAAACCUCCCCCUUUUUUCUCUCUCUUUCUCUCUCUUCACUCCUUCAAAUCUCCAUUUCAAUCUCUCUCUUCAACCUUUUUCCCUUCAAUUUUUACUAAAUCAUUUCCAUAAUCAUCCCCUCUUCUAUUUAUUUUCUUUUAAAUAUUUCUUUCAAUUUAUAGUACUGUAUUUCCUGUACUUCAUCUUCUUUUCUGCUAAUUUCAUUAAAUUCUUACUACAAUCACACUUUUAAAUUCCUCGAUUUCCUUUUCUUUUUUUCUGGGUUUUCUGGGAGUUUUUUUUGAAUUUUUAAAAAUUUCCCAGAAAAUUUUCGUGAAUUUUGGGGGUUGAAGAAGAAGAUGAUGAUCAGAGACUUUGAUCGAAGAACAAAUAUCUCAGCCGUUUGAUCAACUUGGAACUUUUUAGGGUUUUUCCCUGCUCUUUAGGGUUUUGGGUCAUCAUUUCAGGUGGCUUUAUAAAUUUAAAGAAUAAGUCAGGAAUAUGGUGCACUCUGCUGAACGACCGAAAAAUACAGAUUCUCCUAAGAGUGGAGUAGGAGAGAUAGAUACCAGGGCUCCAUUUCAGUCUGUCAAAGAUGCUGUCAACUUAUUUGGUGAGGUUGCCUUUUCCGGAGAAAAACCUGCAAUUAAGAAGGCAAAACCACAGUCAGCAGAGAGAGCUCUGGUUAAGGAGACAGAACUUCACCUGGCUCAAAAGGAGCUAAACAAGUUAAAGGAACAACUAAGAAAUGCCGAAGAUACCAAAGCAGAAGCACUUGUAGAACUUGAGAAAGCUAAGAAAACUGUGGAAAGUUUAGCACAUAAGCUCAAAUAUUUAAAUGAAUCCAAAGAAGCUGCUAUUCAAGCUACAGAAACUGCAAAACAACACGCAAAGCAGCUUGAAGAUGCGAACAGUGCCAAGCAAGCUGUGACCAAUGGUUUCCAUAAAGAAGAAUCUGGAGAUACAAAAGAAAAGUAUACGACUGUUAUCUCAGAACUUAAUGCUGCCAAGCAAGAGUUAGCAAAAGUUCGUCAGGAUUAUGAUACUUCUUUGGAAGCAAAGGCUACUGCCCACAAGCAAGCUGCAGAAGCUGAGCAUGCUGCAAAAGCAAACACAGAACGGGCUUCCGAACUUUCGAAAGAAAUUUUUUCUCUCAAGGAAACAAUUGAGCAAGUAAGGCAGGCUUCAAUUUCAGCUCAUCAGGAGCAAGCAAGCAUCUUCUCUGAGAAAGACCUUGAGAGACGAUCUUACAAAGCCAGAUUAGAGGAGUCUGUGAAGAAGUUGCAGGAAAUGAAGAAAGAGUUUGAUCCUGAACUUUCCAAAGACCUGGAGGGAAAACUGGCAGAAGCAUUGGGUGAAAUUGAGGUUUUAAGAAAGGAAGUGGAAAAUGCCAAGGCAUCAGAUGUAGAUUCUGUGAGAACGGUCACUUUGGAGCUGGAUGAUGCCAAAGAAUCCCUGCAAAAGGUGUUGGGAGAGGGAAGUGCCCUUCAGAGCCUGGUGAAUUCUCUAAAAGAGGAACUAGAGAAUUUGAGAAAGGAGCAUGUAGAACUGAAAGAGAAGGAAGCAGAGACGGAAUCCAUUGCUGGAAAUCUGCAUGUUAAGCUCCGGAAAUGUAAGUCAGAGCUUGAGGCUUCCCUUGAAGGAGAAGCUAAAGCUAGCGGAGCUUCAGACGAAAUGAUUGCAACAUUGAAACAAUUAACAGAAGAAGCUGAAAAUGCUAGACGUGAAGCAGAAGAGAUGAAGACCAAGGCUGAAGAGCUUAAAAAGGAAGCUGCUGCCACCCGGAUCUCUCUAGAAGAAGCCGAGGAAAAGUUGAAAUUGGCACUUGAAGAAGCAGAGGAAGCAAAAGCUGCUGAAGCAAGUGCCCUUGAUCAGAUUCAGGCUUUGUCUGAACGAACAGAUGCUGCUCGUUCCUCAACCUCCGAAUCGGGUGCCAAAAUCACGAUCUCACGGGAUGAGUUCAAGGCUUUGAGCAGGAAGGCAGAGGAAUCUGAGAAGCUUGCAGAGAUGAAGGUAGAAGCUGCAAUGGCACAAGUGGAGGCUGUGAAGGCGAGUGAGAAUGAGGCAGUCAAGAGGUUGGAAGCUUCUCGGAAGGAGAUAGACAAUAUGAAGGCUGCAACACAGGAAGCGAUAAAGAAGGCUGAGAUGGCUGAGGCAGCCAAAAAGGCUGUGGAGAGUGAGCUUCGGAGAUGGAGAGAGCGAGAGAAAAAGAAGGCAGCUGAGGCUGCAUCCCGCAUUUUGGCAGAGACCCAGGCUGUGCAAGCACAGGUUCAGUCACCUAUGCAGACACGCACACAUAUGAUGUCAACCAAGUCAGGGCCUGUUGACUACAAGUUUCAAGUACAAUAUGCUUCAGAACAGGCUAAUGGGGGGAAGAAUUUGGAUAAACCGAAAACUUCAGUGUCAAAGAAAGUACUCUUGCCUAAUCUCAGUGGCAUAUUUCACAAGAAGAAAAGUCAAGCAGAAGGUGGAUCGCCAUCUUAUCUUCCCGAUGAGAACUGAAUUAUUUGACGUUUUGUGAUAUGGUGAAGGAAACUUCUGCUGCAUUUUGGAUACGUGUACAUUUUGGUAGGAAUGUGUUAUAAUUUGUCAUUAUGUGGUGAGGACAUGAAUAUGGAUGUGAAAGCAGUUAGUCAUCCAAAGGUCAUUGCUGUAUAGAACCAAGGUACUUAAUAACUUGCUUGAAUUAGUGUAGGUCAUUGUAUGUUAAUCUAUGCUUAUUGAGUGCAUGGAAUAUGGGGCAUGAAAUGCCACAUCCUUCUCAUUACGAAGAGCUUUAGUUUCCGCAAUCAAAAUGGAUGCUGUUCCUAGA